Torulaspora delbrueckii is the source of this 840-nucleotide messenger RNA. Its product is annotated as DUF5315 domain-containing protein. The transcript has a single exon. NCBI's taxonomy places the organism in Eukaryota, Fungi, Ascomycota, Saccharomycetes, Saccharomycetales, Saccharomycetaceae. The record is from RefSeq and is a predicted model, not a curated record. Bases 1 to 840 code for a protein of 279 amino acids.
AUGUCCAGAUCCGUAUUUGCCAAUGUCAAUAAAGUGACUACCAACGACGAAGAAGAAGAAUUCCCAUCAUCAGGACCUACGCGCUAUAUUGCAAGAACAAUUCCUACCAACACACCAUUCUUUAACUCCUCAAAUCAGAGAAACCAGGAUCGAUAUAACAGAACGAAUCAAAAGGAACUACGGAACCCUACACUCACUGCCCCUACCUUUAAAACAUCCCAGGGCCUACCAUCCGCAGCGGCAGAGAAACCAGGUGAGUUUAGCAACGACUUUGAUGAGGAACCCGAGUACCAAGACGCCAGCGAAUAUAUCUCGCCAGAUACUUUCAGAACAGAAAGUGAAGAUUUAGAAGUCCAUGGUCCAGACCACUACGGUCGUCUUGAAGCAGAGCCCACCAGAGAUAGCCAGGACCGUCUGUGGACAGAGAUCGAUGCCCUAGACGAUGUCAAACGGCUGGCCCAAGAAGUCAACCUCUAUGAUGGUUUUCCUCCAGGUUUCGAAGAACAAUUGGUCAAGAUUAGAGAAUCACACGCUCAUCUCCUCAAGGCGAUGAGGGACCGAAAUGCAAGAAUCGAAGAAGAAAGACGCCAUGAGAUUACUAGCCCAGGAGAUUCUCAUGUCAACAGUAAUGAUCAUCUUAACAGACACACUACGGGGAGCUUCAGCCGCAUUAUCAGCAACGCUACGGCAGGCGCAGAUACGGCCACCGCUGGAGGCACACCAAUUGCAGAGAAACAGUCCCAUAAUAUAGACAGAGAUUACAUGGGACCCAUAGUACAGGCAAACGAGGAUAGAUACGUUCAAGAGAUGAUUGACAAUAUCAAGUCAAUACGUAUGUGA